CAACAGACAGCACGCACGAGCGAGGCCGCCGCACGCACGUGUAUAUUAUGUGGAUGGUCGCUGCGAAGCAUAAGAAGUGCGCGGGCCCGAUCGACUCCUACGACAGCCUCAAUGACGAGCACCUCAGGCCCCACUUCCACAAGAGCCUGGUCAGGCAACGAUUGGCCCGCGUCGGCUUGGUGCGGUGCCUCCGACACGACGGUAACCCUAACGUCGACGAUCCCGAUUCGCGUCGUUGCACCUGCUCCCUCUCCGGCUCUCGGGUAAGCCCGGACACCACGAGUACGACUAGUUCCGGGGACAGUGGAGUCGUCGUAGGCUCGAGAAAUGCGGACCUCACCUGCGCGACCUGCCGAGGUGGGUCCUCGACUUCUGUUGCUCCUCCUCCUAAGGCACUUAUCAGCGAGCCCGUGUCGCCUUACCUGCUUCCCGUGAACCCUUCGUCAAAACGCAAGCUCGUGAUGCCGCGACCUAGCCAGCCGGCAGCGGGUUCUCGAAGCACACUCCGGAGGGCGAGCAUAACACCAUCGACGCCGACCAGUUUCAGAGAAGAGUUGGGGAUCACAAAAAACCACUUUCCCAAGAAGUCAGACUGCAGGGUCUCGCUUCUGUUCCGAGGGUCCGGGUCGAGGAUCACCGAAGCGCACCAGUCGGUGAUCAGGGUCACUCAGCAGCACUGUGGAGGCACGUCUUUAACAGUCUUCGCCGGUCAGGUGACUCCGGGCGAGACGUUCACGUUCGCAUCCCGGAGGCACUGCGGCUACCCGUUCAGCAUUGUCAUCUUCCUCAACGACAUCAGAGACGUCCAGCUCAGCAGCUGUUGCGAGUACAGAUACAACGUGGGUACGAGACUGGGAGGCUCUCAAGGUCGCUUCUCACUUGCAAAGCUUGAAGGCGGAAACCCCUGCUACCGGUGCAUGCUUGAGAAGAGGCUUAAAGAACUGCCGACGGAGGAACACACACCAUUUCCUGGAAGUACGCCAAAGGAAUCAAGUGGCCUCAGCAGCCCCAUUACUAGUAGUUCUGAAACUGUGGACGGUUUUGAACAAAGUGUAGAUGACGGUGGUACGAACUCCGUUGUAUCUAGCGAAGAAGAGCACAGCAUCAGUGAUGACGAAAGGCGCAGCCCAAGUCAAGAAUCUAGCGAACCUACGCAAGACGAGAUUGCGGAUGCUGCCGAAAAAGAACUUUAUUCAAAUGAGACAAAUUAUAGCUCGGAAACAUUUGAUGCACAGUCUCAACUUCCUACUUCAGAGUCGGAAUAUGUUGGCGAACAAAUAGAAGGCGACGCUGCUUCCAGUAGUCAUGACUCGACGCAAGUAAGCAACGAAAGGCACGAGAGUGGCACCAUUUCUAACAGCUUUGAAUCUUAUAGUAGCACAGAUAACUCUGGCGACAAAUCUGCACACAGCGAAACAGGGUCACAUGUCGCGGAUGAAGUUGAUUACAACAUACGUCACAAUGUCGCUCAACCAUCAGUCUAUUUCGUGCAAGACAAAAAGAAGCAGUGGGGUUCCGACGAAUGUCGUGGUGAAAGCUUUUCCUCGGAUGAUGACGCUCAGACCGUUACACUCACUGUUAAAGCAGAAGUGCACUCUACCCAAUAAAUAUACCUCAGGUUGUGUUUAUGUA
Molecule: messenger RNA, 1632 nt
Organism: Rhipicephalus microplus (southern cattle tick)
Lineage: Eukaryota; Metazoa; Arthropoda; Arachnida; Ixodida; Ixodidae
Source: RefSeq, a predicted model, not a curated record